AUGAAUGAACCACCUCAAAAGAAACUACGGGCUGAACAAGAAAGUAAAUGCUCGGAAAAUGUUCCUCAGAUAGUCAUCGAUAGUCUGUAUUCCGAGUCAGUCGGCGCACGCUUGUGGAAUGUAGCUUGCAGGGCACUGGGAAAGCGAUCGCAGAGUGAUCCACCUACAUUUUAUCCUGAAUACACUGGCAACGACGGCGCAACUUACGUGUAUCGGCACCUCAGCUUUUGGACCUCUGGUUUUUUUCCGGGUUCAUUAUACCUUUUGCUCGAGCGUCGGAAAAAUAAUGGCCAAAGUGGCACGCAGCAUUCGUAUCCAAAUUCACUGCAGCUCCAUCAUCUUUGUCAGUGGUGGUCCAUAAACUUACACCAGAAUGCAAGCCUCAAAUCGACUCACGAUCUGGGCUUUAUGAUUGCUCCCUGGGCAACAAAAGCUUGGGAGCUCUGUAAGGACGAACAAGCAUUCAGCAGUCUUGUCCUUGCAGCUCAUUCUCUGGCAAGUCGAUUCUGCCCGAAGGUCCAAUCUAUUCGCAGCUGGGAUACUUGUAAAACCAAAAAGUACGCCUUUCUCGACACCUCAACGGACUUUCUCGUUAUAAUCGACAACAUGAUAAAUCUCGAUAUGCUCUUUUGGGUAGCUAAGCACACCGGAGACCAGAAUCUGUAUGAUAUUGCAGUAUCGCAUGCACGAACUACCCAAAAACAGCACGUACGACCUGAAAAAACCACCUUUCAUGUCGUAAACUUUGAUCCUGAGACAGGUUAUCCCAAACAGAAAUUUACCAACCAAGGCUACAGCGAAGAUAGUUGCUGGGCACGAGGGCAAGCGUGGGGAAUAUUGGGCUUUGCGCAAACAUUUCAUUGGACAGGAGACAAUUCGUUUUUGCGCACAUCUCAAGAUCUUGCAGACUUUUUCAUCGAACGCCUGCCUGCAGAUGAUGUCCCAUACUGGGAUUUGGAUGCUCCUAUAACACGCGAGUCUCCUCGUGAUACCUCUGCAGCCAUGAUCGCAGCUUGCGGUAUGCUAUUGAUAUACAAAGCCCUGAAGGCCAAAGGACGUGAUGAUGAGGCGAUGCAGUAUGUCAAAGCUGCAAUGCGCAUUGCUCGUGGUACAUGCGAAAAGUUCCUAAACCCUCCUACGCUCAGGUUUACUGUCUCCCCAUCUGGGAGGGCCAUUCAGAUUUACGAAGAAGGCCUUGCUUCUGACUACCAAGAGAAGUCGGAACCUGGGUUACUUACCAUAGAUGAUGGGAUAAGUGCCACUGGCUUGUUAUCGACCAAGAAAAAUGGGACAGUACCAAAGGAACCACACACGGCGGAAACCAUACUUACCGGGGCUACCAUAAACAACUACGAAUUUGCUCCUCGCAGAUGGGCUAACCAUGGGCUAGUCUAUGCAGAUUACUACUUCAUGCUUCUAGGUAAUAUGCUGCUAGAUCUUGGGUUGGUAGAGCCAGACCAGUAG
Talaromyces proteolyticus is the source of this 1464-nucleotide messenger RNA. RefSeq names its product Six-hairpin glycosidase-like protein. Gene Ontology annotation, molecular function: chondroitin hydrolase activity. The transcript has 3 exons. The coding region runs from base 1 to 1464 and encodes 487 amino acids. The record is from RefSeq and is a predicted model, not a curated record. NCBI's taxonomy places the organism in Eukaryota, Fungi, Ascomycota, Eurotiomycetes, Eurotiales, Trichocomaceae. Gene Ontology annotation, biological process: polysaccharide catabolic process.